Messenger RNA from Penicillium salamii, 1467 nucleotides. The record is from the annotation of a GenBank genome assembly. NCBI's taxonomy places the organism in Eukaryota, Fungi, Ascomycota, Eurotiomycetes, Eurotiales, Aspergillaceae.
AUGGCCAAACGCAACAUUCUCCUUAUGAUCGCCGACGAUCUCGGCAAACAACUAGGCUGCUAUGGAAAUACCAAGAUCCAAACGCCGAAUCUGGAUCAACUCGCCUCUGAAGGAACCAGAUUCGAUCAAGCAUUCACAUCCACUGCAUCUUGCAGUGCUAGUCGCUCGGUCAUUUAUACUGGAUUGCACACGCACCAGAAUGGACAGUACGGGCUUCACAAUGGUCGUCAUCACUUCACGACUUUUGAUCACGUGGAGACUGCACCGUCUCUUUUCUCGAAGCAUGGGUAUGCCACUGGGUUAAUUGGCAAGGUCCAUGUUGGUCCUGCAGAGGUGUAUCCAUGGGAUAUGCGAGCCGAAAGCGAUAGUCGGGAUGUUGCAGCUGUUGCAGAUCAGGCAUCUACAUUUUUCCAAACGUCCCGAGAUGAAGAGAAACCAUUCUUUUUGACGAUUGGAUUUAUCGAUCCUCAUCGUGACUGGACUCGGUCCGGGUUCGGGAAUGAUGGUCAAUAUGAUCGCGUCAAGAAGGUGAAUUACACACCUGAGGAAGUGGAGGUUCCGCAUUUCGUGAACGAUCUCCCUGGUGUGCGGUACGAGUUCGCGGAAUAUUAUAAGUCUAUUUCAAGACUGGAUCAGGGGGUUGGCAUGGUGAUGGACGGAUUGAAGCAGUCCGGACUGGCGGAUGAUACAUUGAUGAUUUUCCUGAGUGACAAUGGGCCUCCAUUCAUCAAUUCCAAAACAACACUAUACGAUGCUGGUGUCAGUUUGCCUAUGAUUGUGAAAUGCCCUGGAUCUGCUGCCGGUGUCGUUAACCCGAAUAUGGUCUCAUAUAUCGACAUUCUGCCGACUCUGCUUGAAUAUGCAAAGCACCCGAGCCCCAAUCAUCCAGCCCGGAUAGGAAGAUCAUUCCUUCCAGUUCUCGCUGAGACAUCAGCCCUGGAUGAUUGGAGCCAGAUCUUCGGAUCACACACAUUCCACGAAGUCACCAACUACUGGCCCACGCGCAUGAUGCGUAAUCGCCGCUACAAGUAUCACCGCAAUAUUGCGUGGAGGCUUGAUUUUCCCUUCGCGGCGGAUAUAUAUGGCUCACUUACGUGGGAGGAGAUUCGGAAUGCGGAUACCAGUCCGAAGAUGAUUGGGUCGAGGUUGUUGAAGGAUUACUUCUUCCGUCCUGCUGAGGAACUGUACGAUAUCAACGAUGAUCCUAAUGAGGUUCGCAAUUUAGCGAAGGAUCCUGAGUAUCAGUCUGUUCUCGAAGAGAUGAGAACAGCGUUGGAGAAAUGGCAGCGCAGAACUGAAGAUGCUUGGUUAUAUCGGGAUGGUGUUUCCUUGCUCUUCGUUAGGCAUCAUCUUGAGGCUGGGUUGGAGGUUCCUGAUCGUUUGGACUUUGAUGUUGCCGUUCCAGAGAGCAAGGGACAAUCUAAGCUUUCUGGUGAUUUGGGAUGGGGUGUUGCUGCAGACAAAUGA